AUGCCAAAACUCGACUUCCCUCUCUUUUAUAUUCUGCGGGGCGUCCAAGCCAUCUUCGCCCUUAUCGUUUUGGGCAUAACCGGCCAUGUUGUGAAUCGAGUCUACGGCCAAUCUGAUACAGUCAAUUUCAUGCUAUUCAACGGCGUAUGGUCACUCUUUAUCGUCGUUCCCUAUUCCAUCCUGACGCCAAUCUUCGUCCCCGCACUUGCCCACCGUUUCGCUCUCGUGGCUGUAGAUGCAGUCACCAUGAUAUUCUGGUUUGCUGGUUUCAUUGCCCUAGCUGCCGACAUUGGAGAUCCUCAACGUUGUUCGAAAGUUCCCCUAUGCCGAGAGAUGCAGGCUGCCACAGCUUUUGGGGCCUUCAACUGGGUUUUGUUCCUAGCCACAACCGUUCUGAACGCGCUUGGCGCUCUUCGAAGAGAUCCUGCGCCUGGCUCUCAACCUCCUACUGCUCAUGUGCCUUGA
This is a messenger RNA of Aspergillus puulaauensis, 465 nucleotides long. Its product is annotated as MARVEL domain-containing protein. The record is from RefSeq and is a predicted model, not a curated record. Bases 1 to 465 code for a protein of 154 amino acids. Lineage: Eukaryota; Fungi; Ascomycota; Eurotiomycetes; Eurotiales; Aspergillaceae. Gene Ontology annotation, cellular component: membrane. The transcript is spliced from 3 exons.